GAGAACAAUGUUGCUUUCAACUUUUCAUCAAUGACAUUGUUGUAAAUAAUGCAAACUUGCCUUUCUCUCAUUCUUCUUCGACCUUGCAGAGUAGAUGUUGUGCUGCCGUCAUGAUCUUCGCUCGUGAACCAGCUACCAUUCUGAUCUGCUUCGACCCACGUUGGGGAGUCCUCUUUUUUUUUUUGGCUAGCUUUUUUUCGUUACCAACCUCACGUCAUAUCGUUCGCCGAGCCGUCACCACUGUCGUUGUUCGUCGAGCCGUCACCAGUGUCGCCAUUCGUUGAGCUGUCGCCACUGUCGCUGUUCCUCAAGAUCUGUGCUGCUGCUGUACACCGGAGGAAGGGACGCCGUGAAGACCUCCGUUGCCGCUGUGCGUCGCUGCUGUACAGCAGAGGAAUCGACGUCGCUUCUGCAGUGAAGACUACACUUUGAAGAUAUAUGGCUACCCCACCUGAGAACAGUGGUGAUGCUCCACCCACUGAAGAAGAAGCAUUCAAGGAGGUUAAACGGGGUAAAACUGUUAUGAAAGCAGUAAUACGGGCUCGAGCAGCUGGUCGUAAAUUACCAGUAAAUUGGAAUGAUAGGGGCCAAUUGGUUAAGUCUCCUCAGUUGGCCAGUUACAUAGGGGUCUUAGCUCGUCAUUAUGUUCCCUGUUGCAUUGCAGACUGGAGAAAGAAAAAUGACCCACAGCUUGAAGAAGCAAAAAAUAAUAUAUGGGAAGAUUUGUGUAUAUCUUUUGACCUGGAUGAGAGUCAUAGGCAUUAUAUCAUGAGAAAAGCAGCAUAUGCUCAUAGAAAGUUUCGAGCUACCCUCACAACAUAUCAUCUAAAAGAUGCAAAUGAAGAAUUCAAUCCUCAUCCUCCUAAAAUGUAUCCAGAGAUCCAGCAAGAGCAUUGGGAUGAAUUUAUUAAAAUGCGCCAACAGCCUGAAUUUCAACAGAUCAGCCAGGUCAAUCGCUCUAGAGCCGCAAGUACUCCUUUUCAAUAUAGAGCAGGAAGAAAGAACUAUCCAGAUAUUGAACAUAGUUUGAGGGAAGAAGUUGGACCUAAUGCUCCAAUUUCUCGAGCUCUUGUUUGGAAGACUGCUCGAGAAGAUAAAGAAGGCAAAUUACCUGAUGAACGCACUCGAAAAGUCUGGGAGGAUUGUGAAGCAUUAUCACAAUCAAUAUCACAAGAUGAUGUGGGGGAGCAUGUGGAUGUCCUUGGUAGGGCAUUGGGAGCUCCAGAGGUCUCUGGUCGUGUUAGAGGAGUUGGAUUUGGUAUUUCUCAGGGCACCUACUUUGGACGUCGGUCUAAAAUUUUUACUGAAGAUGAUUUUAAUGCAAGGAUGGCAGAAAUGGAGGCGAGAAUGGAAAAAAAAUUUCAAGCUCAAAUGGAAAAGAGAUUUGAGCAAAUGAUUGGAGUUAUAAAUAUGCCACAAGGUAGCCCAGUGAUAAAGAUAGUUGCUCCUUCCAUACUAAAGAAGACUUUCCUAAGGUUAUAA
This is a messenger RNA of Prosopis cineraria, 1482 nucleotides long. RefSeq lists its product as uncharacterized. Lineage: Eukaryota; Viridiplantae; Streptophyta; Magnoliopsida; Fabales; Fabaceae. Bases 439 to 1482 code for a protein of 347 amino acids. The transcript has 5 exons. The record is from RefSeq and is a predicted model, not a curated record.